Molecule: messenger RNA, 4917 nt
Organism: Rubroshorea leprosula
Lineage: Eukaryota; Viridiplantae; Streptophyta; Magnoliopsida; Malvales; Dipterocarpaceae
Source: the annotation of a GenBank genome assembly
AUAAUAUAUCAUUUUGGUGUAGUGCACUCUGCACUCAGAUCUCUUGAUUGAGUUUUUAGUUGGAACUGAAAAAAAUAAAAAAAAAUACUAAACUGUUUCUCUUUGGGUUUCGAUUUCAGAUUCAUUGAUUUUCAAUGGAAGCUGUACCAUCAAGUAUUGCGGGCGCAAUGCUCUCCUCUCUGUUUGACUAUAUAUUUGAAAGAUUAUUUGCCUCCUCAGAGUUUCUCAACUUUGUCCGGCAAGAGCAAGUUUUGUCCCAACUCAACAAGUGGCAGAACCUGUUACCACAGUUCAGAUCCAUUCUCGAUGGCGCAGAAGAUAAGCAAACGGUCAGUCCAGCGGUGAAGCUCUGGCUUAGCGAUUUACAAGACAUAGUGUAUGAUGCUGAGGAUAUCACUGAUGAAAUUGCCACCGAGGCCCUGCGCCGAAGAAUACUGGGGGUGACUCAGAUGACGAGCACCGGCAGUAAGGUAUGCCGAUUUGUCCCAAAUUGUGUCACCGGUCUGAAUUUAAGUGUUGUUAAGUUUAGUGCACGGAUGGGUUCUAAAAUGGAAGAUAUCACUGUUAGAUUUGAAGGUAUGGUUGAGCGGAUGAAUGUUUUGAAUUUGUUGGGGAGGAGUGAUGAAGGGAGAUUGGAGAGAAUAAGGGAUGGGCUGCGGUCGACGAGUUCUCUUGUUGAUGAAUCUCAGGUUUAUGGCCGGGAAAUGGAUAAACAUGAGAUUAUUCAACGGUUGAUGAAUGUUGAAAUUGGUGAAAUUGGUGUGGUUUGUGUUGUGGGAAUGGGGGGAGUGGGUAAAACCACGCUUGCUCAGUUUGUAUACAAUGAUGAGAAAGUUGAAAACUUGUUUGAAUUGAGGGUUUGGGUUUGUGUCUCUGAGGACUUUGAUGUUGUUAGGCUGACUGAGAUUCUAUUGCAGUCUGUCACUAAGGGGAGUUGCCAUUCCAAGGGCGACCUAAAUUCACUUCAACUGAGGCUAAGGGAGGAGCUUUCUAGAAAGAAGUUUUUGAUUGUUUUAGAUGAUGUUUGGAAUGAGAACUAUAAAAGGUGGGAUGUUCUACGUAGACCCUUCUUGGCGGGAACAGCUGGUAGCAAGGUACUUGUAACGACUCGAAGUGAAAGGGUUGCAUCUAUCAUGACAACAUGUGAGGUAUACCAUUUGCAGGCAUUGUCUGAUGAUGCUUGCAUGUCACUGUUUGCCACACAUGCUCUUCGAGCUAGUAAUUUUGAUGGACAAGCAAAUCUAAAAGGAAUUGGUGGGGAGAUAGUGAAGAAGUGCAAAGGAUUACCAUUGGCAACCAAGACACUAGGUGGGCUCCUGCGUGGUAAAGUAAAUUAUGAUGAGUGGGAAGAUAUGCUAAGGAGCAAAAUACGGGACAUACCAGAAGAAAGAGGUGGCAUCAUUCCUGAUUUGAAGUUGAGUUACCAUCAUCUUCCUUCCCAUUUGAAGCGAUGCUUUGCCUAUUGUGCAAUUUUUCCAAAAGACUAUGAAUUUGACAAGAAUGAGCUGGUUCUACUAUGGAUGGCCGAGGGUUUGAUACAAGAAGCCAAGGGAGAAAAGCAAGCGUGGGACCUAGGUCUUGCAUAUUUCCAUGAUUUGCUUUCAAGGUCUUUUUUCCAACGGUCAAAUAGCAACGAAACAUUGUUUGUUAUGCAUGACCUUAUAAAUGAUCUAGCUCAAUCUAUUGCUGGAGAAAUAUGCUUUCAUUUUGAGAAUAACUGUGGAGAUAAACUGGCUGGAAGUAUUGAAAAGCUUCGUCAUUUGUCAUUCACUCGCCGCCAAUAUGACAUUUUCAAAAGAUUUGAAGUAUUUGAACCAGCGAAGUCUUUACGAACUUUCAUAGCAUUACCAAUUGAUACAUCAUCUUCAAAAACAGCAUGCUGUUACUUGAGCAAGGAUGUGUUGCAGGAAUUGGUGGCAAAAUUAAGAUACUUAAGAGUGCUAUGUUUGAGUGGCUACGACAUUGGCGAACUACCAUAUUCUAUUGGUCAUUUGGAGCAAUUGAGGUACCUUAAUUUGUCAUACAGCACAAUUAAACAGUUACCAGAAUCUGUAGGUUCCUUACUCAACUUACAAACAUUUUUAUUGCGUGGCUGCAAGGAGCUUACUAAAUUGCCACAAAGUAUUGAAAAUCUGAUUAACCUUCUUGUUCUUGAUCUUACUGAUACUGAGAAAUUAGUGGAGAUGCCACUACGGAUUGGUAAUUUGAAAAACCUUCAAAUUUUGUCCAAAUUCAUUGUGGGAAAGGACAAUCAGUUUGGCAUUAAAGAAUUGAAGGACUUGAUGCAUCUAAAAGGGGAGUUUUGCAUUAUGGGGUUGGAAAAUGUGGUGAAUGUUCGAGAUGCUAGGCUUGCUAAUCUAGUGGAUAAGCAGUGUCUUGAUGCCUUAGAUUUGAAAUGGAGUGAGUUCUUUGAUUACCAAAACGAAGAAGAUGAAAUGCAUGUUCUGGAUAUGCUACAGCCUCAUAAAAAUUUGAAAGAACUUAGAAUUUCGUUUUAUGGUGGUAAAAGAUUUCCACAUUGGUUAGGAGAUCCCUCAUUCACUAAUGUUGUGGAAGUAAAACUCCAUAAUUGUAGUGUAAGCAUGUCACUUCCAUCACUUGGAAAACUGCCAUCAUUGAGGACGGUGUCCAUCCAAGGCAUGAACAGAGUCAAAAAGGUGGGUUUUGAGUUCUAUGGAGAUGAUUUUCUGUCUACUAAGUGGUUUCCAUCCUUAGAAGUUCUCUGCUUUCAGAAUAUGUUAGAAUGGGAAUGCUGGUCUUCUCCUCAAGAGACUAAUGUGGAUUUGGAUGAUGGAUUUCCAUCUCUUUGUGAGCUUGUAAUUCAAAAUUGUCCAAAACUGAUUGGAAACCUACCAAGCUGCUUUCCUUCCCUUGUGAAAUUUAUCAUUAGUCAUUGCCCAAAAUUGGGGCAUUCACUUACAAGCCUGCCCUCCCUUUGUGAACUAAAAAUUGAAGAUUGCAACAAAGUAAGGCUGGAAAAUAUUGUUGACCUUACUUCCCUAACCACAUUGAAGAUUCAGGGCAUAAGGGACCUUUCAUGUCUGCCACAAGAGAUGCUAGAGACUCUAGGUGCACUUCAAAUCCUAGAGAUUUCAAAUUGCACUGAGCUGAUAUAUUUGUGGCAGAGGGGCUUUGAGCUGAAAAACAUUGCUUCUCUCGAGCAUCUGGAAAUUAAAGGCUGCUCCAAAUUUGUGUCUCUAGUAGAAAAUGAGCAAGGUCUUCCUUGUGGUGUGGAAAAUGUGGAAUUGAUGAACAGUGGCAACUUGGAGAAACUAUGUCUCAAAAGCUUGCAAAUUGAAUCAUGCCCAAAAUUUGUAUCCUUUCCUGAGAUAGGUUGCUUGUCCACUCUUAGACGUAUUAAGCUCAAAGAUUGUGCAGCUCUUAUAACCUUGCCUAAUUGGACAGCAAUGCCUAACUACAGGACUACUGACUAUCUUCUUCAAGUCUUGGAGAUUGAAGAAUGUCCUUCCCUCACAUCCUUUCCAACAGGCAUCUUGCCUACCAAGUUGCAAAGGUUGAAAAUCCGAGGUUGUAGAGAUCUGCAGUCUUUACCUGGAGGAAUCAUGCAAAAUGAUGACAGCACAAACGUGUCUCAUCUUGAGAGCUUGGAGAUUGAUGAUUGCCCCUCUCUAACUUGCUUUCCCAAAGGCAGAUUACCAUUUAGUCUUAAAACACUAAAGAUUUCAGAUUGCUCAAAGCUGGAGCCACUUUCAGAGCAGCUGUUACAGAACAAUGCAUCACUCGAAUACAUCCGUAUGCGGAAUUGUGCUACUCUUAAAUAUUUGCCUGAAUGCCUACAUUGCCUCGCACAUCUGACUGAGUUAACUAUAAGUAGCUGUCCAGCUUUAAUCUCCUUCCCAGUGAUAGGCCUCCCCCCUAACUUGAAUACGCUAGAAAUCGACAACUGUGUCAAUCUUAAGUCUCUGCCAGAGAGGAUGAAAAAUCUUGCUUCUCUUCAAUAUUUAACAGUUUGUGACUGUCCACGUCUUAUGAUCUUUCCUAUAGGUGAUUUGCCUCCACAAUUAUUGUUACUUAAGAUCUGGGAUUGUAUAAAUCUGAAGGAGCCAAUGUCAGAAUGGAACUUGGAAUCUCUAACCUCUCUUAAAGAGCUCAACAUUGCUGGUGCCCCUAAUAUAACUUCUUUCCCGGAUGAAAAUUGUUUGCUUCCUACGAGCCUCAGCUUGAUUUUCAUUGCAAGACUCAACAAUCUGGAAUCUCUAUCCUCAGCACUGCAAAACCUGACCUCACUCGAAGAACUAGAAGUUGUUGACUGUCCAAAGUUGAGACACUUGCCAAGGGAAGGCCUGCCUGCAACACUUGGAAGACUUUGUAUCAGAAACUGCAAACAUUUAAAACAAAAAUGCUUGAAGAAGACAGGAGAUUACUCGACGAGGGUAGCCCACAUUCCCAACGUGGAGAUAGAAUGGUAAUCUCCCCAUGUUCUCAGUUAUGUUUAGAUCAAGUUUUGUUACACUACUUUCUUUCGUAGACUUUUGCCAUACAACUGCAUGAUUCUUCUCGUAAUAACCUUUUCACUGCAAUUUCAGAUUAAAUUCAACAAGGGACAGCAGAUGUUCAAUAAACUUUUUGCAAGAUGUUUUUGGGAUUUCACAUUUUCAGCAUACGGAUGGAAGGAAUAUCAGUGAUGCCCAAAUACAUUUGUUCAAGAUAGAGCUACAGCCUACAAGAUUGGAAGAAUAUAUACAGAGAAUGAUAAUCCACGAUCAUUACCUCUAAUGGUCAUGUCAUGGGGACCUUCUUUCUCAUAAUUUUAUGCUUACAUUAAUCAAAGUCAACCUCAAAAGAACUUGGAAUAAAGAAGUCUACUGUUUGAUACAUCCUGAAUUCUGUUCUUGGUUAUGAGCUCUGUAAACUCUAUUUAUUUCGUUUCCAGGCAAAUAGAUUUGAAUUUCUUGU